AUGACGAGCGCAAAUUCGUCUCCACCACUUGCCUCAGAUGAUCGGGAUGCAAAGUCAGUGUCAAAAAAUGACAUCUGGGUCGAGAAUUCCCAAGAUGAGCGGCCAACGGAUGCGAUGGCCGUUUUUCUCUCAUAUGAGCCUGAAUAUCGCCGACAGGUCGAAAAGCAACUCCUCCGCAAAAUCGACACUCGAAUUCUUCCACUGAUUAUGCUUAUCUACCUAUUCAAUUACCUUGAUCGAAACUCGAUCACUCAAGCUCGCCUUUAUGGACUAGAGAAAGAAACCGGUCUUGAGGGCGCAGAAUAUCAAACCGCAAUAUCCAUCUUCUCCGCUGGCUAUAUUCUGAUGCAGCUUCCUGCCACAAUUCUCAUGACAAAACUACGACCAUCCAUCUUCCUCCCAUGUUGUAUCAUUCUCUGGGCGAUAGUGAGCGGGUGCACGUCUGCCGUGCACAAUACGCCUGGUCUGCUGAUGGUCCGGUUUUUCCUCGGGUUUGUGGAAGCCCCUUUCUUCCCAGGUGCAGUUUACUUUCUCAGUUGCUGGUACACGAAGCGCGAAAUUGGUGUUCGGAUGGCGCUUUUGAUCUGUGGUAUCCUUCUCUCGAAUGCCUUCGCCGGACUGAUCUCGGCCGGAAUCCUGUCCGGAAUGGAAGGGGUUGGGAAUUUGGCGUCUUGGCGAUGGCUAUUUAUUCUUGAAGGUCUCGCGACUCUUAUUCUUGGAGUGAUUGGUCUUUUCGUUCUUCCUGACUUUCCAGGUACAACCAAAUGGUUGAGCGAUGUGGAAAAGAUUGUUGGUCAGGCGCGCUUAGCAGUCGAUGCUGGAAGUGACGUCUUGCUUGAUGCCGAAGAAGUCCCUAUAGUACGUGGCUUAAUAUGGGCAGCCAAGGAUGUCCGAACAUGGCUUUUUGCGUGUUUACAAAUGUCAACAACUGCAUCAAUCUCAUACUCGCACUUCUUUCCCACCUUGAUUCAGCAGCUCGGUUUCAAAAACAACACCACUGUUCUGCUCCUUACUUCUCCACCGUACAUUGUUGCUUUUUUCUGGUCUAUUUCCUGGGCUUGGUUUGCAGACCGACACCAGAUUCGCUCAAUUCCAGCUGGGGUUUCCCAAACUCUUGCAAUGGUUGGCGCGGUACUGCUCAUUGCAGUGUCAGGUCCACUUUGGGCUCGGUAUGGCUUCACGUUUCUUGUUUGUUGCGGUACGUUUGGCGUAUACUCAACUACAUAUGCAUGGCUCUCCUCCACCAUUACUCAGCCACCCGUUAAACGUGCUGUGGCCAUUGGGUUGGCCAAUACAUGUGCGAACAUUGCCUCGUUGUUCGCCAAUUAUUUCUGGUUGGAUCAGUACGAGCCGAUGUUUCGUCAGUCUUGGGGCUGCUUAUUAGCAUUUCAGGCUUUGGGUCUAUCAUGCAUCUUGACCAUCCGAUUCUUACUCCGUCGCAAAAACAAGAAAUUUGAGGCCAUAAUAGCCGAAGGAGAUGUGGCCGACGCGGUUUCCAUGUCUAGCCUGGAUGAUGAGACUCGGAACGCUCUCCAGAAUAACUUCAGAUAUGUUGUCUAG
This is a messenger RNA of Penicillium cosmopolitanum, 1560 nucleotides long. RefSeq lists its product as uncharacterized. Bases 1 to 1560 code for a protein of 519 amino acids. Gene Ontology annotation, biological process: transmembrane transport. NCBI's taxonomy places the organism in Eukaryota, Fungi, Ascomycota, Eurotiomycetes, Eurotiales, Aspergillaceae. The record is from RefSeq and is a predicted model, not a curated record. Gene Ontology annotation, molecular function: transmembrane transporter activity. The transcript has 2 exons. Gene Ontology annotation, cellular component: membrane.